This is a messenger RNA of Eptesicus fuscus (big brown bat), 5861 nucleotides long. It is a transcript of the gene ELL2, whose product is annotated as elongation factor for RNA polymerase II 2. NCBI's taxonomy places the organism in Eukaryota, Metazoa, Chordata, Mammalia, Chiroptera, Vespertilionidae. Gene Ontology annotation, cellular component: transcription elongation factor complex. Gene Ontology annotation, biological process: snRNA transcription by RNA polymerase II; positive regulation of transcription elongation by RNA polymerase II; transcription elongation by RNA polymerase II. The record is from RefSeq and is a predicted model, not a curated record. The transcript is spliced from 12 exons. Gene Ontology annotation, molecular function: cis-regulatory region sequence-specific DNA binding. Bases 138 to 2060 code for a protein of 640 amino acids.
UGCGCGCAGUCUAUGACAGUACGUCAGCCGCGGGAUGGCCGUAGCUGUGGCGGCGGCUGCAGAAGCCCGAGCAGCCGCGGCCGCAGUGGAGACUAGAGCCGGAGCGGCGUCGGCGGCGGCACCCCGGGGAGUUUAAGAUGGCGGCGGGGGGGGCGGCGGGCCUGCGGGAAGAGCAGCGCUACGGACUGUCGUGCGGGCGGCUGGGGCAGGACAACAUCACCGUACUGCAUGUGAAGCUCACCGAGACGGCGAUCCGGGCGCUCGAGACCUACCAGAGCCACAAGAACUUAAUUCCUUUUCGACCUUCAAUUCAGUUCCAAGGGCUCCAAGGGCUUGUCAAAAUUCCCAGAAAUGAUCCCAUCAAUGAAGUGCAUACGUUUAACUUCUAUUUGUCAAAUGUGGGUAAAGACAACCCUCAGGGCAGCUUUGACUGCAUUCAGCAGAGAUUCUCCAGCUCUGGAGCCUCCCAGCUCAAUUGCCUGGGAUUUAUACAAGAUAAAAUUACAGUGUGCGCAACAAACGACUCGUAUCAGAUGACACGAGAAAGAAUGACCCAGGCUGAGGAGGAAUCCCGCAACCGAAGCACAAAAGUUAUUAAACCUGGUGGACCAUAUGUAGGGAAAAGAGUGCAGAUUCGGAAAGCACCUCAAGCUCUAUCAGAUGCAGUGCCUGAGAGGAAACGGUCAACCCCCAUGAACCCUGCAAAUACGAUUCGAAAGACACACGGCAGCAGCAGUGUUUCUCAGCGGCCAUAUAGGGACAGGGUGAUUCACUUACUGGCACUGAAGGCCUACAAGAAACCUGAGCUGCUGGCUCGACUGCAGAAAGAUGGUGUCAAUCAAAAAGACAAGAACUCUCUCGGAGCAAUUCUGCAACAGGUAGCUAAUCUGAAUCCUAAGGACCUCUCGUAUACCUUAAAGGAUUAUGUUUUCAAAGAGCUUCAGAGAGACUGGCCUGGAUACAAUGAAACUGACAGACGUUCAUUAGAGUUCGUGCUCUCAAAAAAACUAAAUCCAUCUCAGAAUUCUGCCAGCACCAGGCGUUCAGAAUCUCCUGUAUGUUCCAGUAGAGACAUUGCGUCUUCUCCUCAGAAACGACUUUUAGAGUCAGAUUUCAUUGAUCCUUUAAUGAAUAAAAAAGCUCGAAUAUCUCACAUGACAAAUAGAGUGCCGCCAACAUUAAAUGGUCAUUUGAAUUCCACCAGUGAAAAAUCUGCAGGCCUCCUGCCGCCCCCUGCAGCUGCUGCCAUCCCCACCGCUCCACCACUGCCUUCAAACCACCUGCCCGCCUCCAACCCUCCUCAGACUGUAGAUUCUAACUCCAAUUCCCCUAGCACUCCAGAAGGCCGGGGGACUCAAGACCUACCUGUUGACAGUUUUAGUCAAAACAGUAGUAACUGUGAGGACCAGCAAGACAAAUAUACCUCUAGGACUUCUCUGGAAACCUUACCCUCUGAUUCAGUUCUACUAAAGUGUCCAAAGCCUAUGGAAGAAAACCAUUCAAUGUCUCACAAAAAGUCCAAAAAGAAGUCUAAAAAACACAAGGAAAAGGACCAAAUAAAGACACACGACAUUGAGAUGAAUGAGGAAAAGGAAGAGGACCUUAAAGGAGAUGAGGAAAUUGCCACGCUGAACAACUCCAGUCCAGAUUCCAAUGAAGGAGUUAAAGAGGGUUGCACUGCCUCCAUGGAGCCUUCUUCAACAAUUGAACUCCCAGAUUAUUUGAUAAAAUAUAUUGCUAUCGUCUCCUAUGAACAACGCCAGAAUUACAAGGCUGACUUCAAUGCGGAGUAUGAUGAAUACAGGGCCUUGCAUGCCAGAAUGGAGACCGUAGCUAGAAGAUUUAUCAAACUGGAUGCACAACGAAAGCGCCUUUCUCCAGGCUCAAAAGAGUAUCAGAAUGUUCAUGAAGAAGUCUUACAAGAAUAUCAAAAGAUCAAGCAGUCUAGUCCCAAUUACCAUGAAGAAAAAUACAGAUGCGAGUAUCUUCAUAACAAGCUGGCUCAUAUCAAAAGACUGAUAGGUGAAUUUGACCAACAGCAAGCAGAGGCAUGGCACUAGAGCUCUGCUUGGACCAGAAGAUGUGAAUAAACUUAAGCUUAUUUAUUUAAAAUUCCAAAUGAGUUGCUCUAAGAUUCUAAAAAAGGAAACUUUGCCUGUCGAAAGUUUCAGUAUUUGUCAACUUGAGUUAACUAUUUUUUUCUUUCUGUCCCCCUCCCCACAACCCUCAAUUUCUUUACUUCCCUGCAAUUUUGAAGCUGCUUUUUCUGGUCCUUUUUUCCCCCUCAAGACUUGUGUUUGUCAAUAGAAGUAAAUUUUUUUUAGAUAUUGGGGAUCCAGUAUCUAUACUUUAAAUCAGUUUGUUUUUUUCUUAUAAACUUGUUUGUAAUUAGCAAUGAUUUUUUUUAGAUAUUGGGGAUCCAGUGUCCACACUUCAAAGUUAUGUGUGUUAAAAAACAAACCAGUAAUGUGCAAGGUGAAAUGCGUUUGGAUAAACAUAAGCCUAUUUUCUGACCUUUCUUAAUGCAAACUCUUUGCCUUAAAUGGUAGAAUAUUUAGAAAUUUGCACAAAAUACAAAAAAAUUAAAACAUUGUAUUGGAGGGUUAAGAAAUAAAAAGGUCUAUGAGUAUGUAUAUGUGUGUAGCUACACAUACACACACAUAUGUGUCUGUGUGUGUGUGUGUGUGUGUGUGUGUACACACACAGGCUGACUUGAUCUAGAACGGUAAAGUGCCCUGCAAGUUAACCCCCCAUUGCAAUGGUUGCCUUAAGGUGUUUGCUAGUUAUGUAUAUAGUGUGGUUAAUCAUUAGCUACACUGCUUCCCACCUGAUUGGAGCAACGGGAAGCACACUGUGGCCUACCAGCGUCUGAAAGCGUGUGCGCGACCUGUGUGUGUGCGGAGGUGGUGUGGAUGUGAGCGUGCGUGAAGGAAAACAAGCUGCUACUCUUAGUAGGCCAAACGCUCAGGUUAAACAACUGACGAGUGUUACUGUAGGUUUUUGUUUUUGUUGUUUUUUGUGUGUCUUUUUUUCAAAUUGCUACUUCUAUUGUGAAAGACAAAAGCAUUUCCAUUUCAACUGUUUGUCAGCUUUGUCGUUGGGCAAAAUUGGUAUGUUAUGAAAAUGAAACGAAUCUAUAGUUUUGGGGCAAAAUUAUAAAAUUAAAUAUGUAGGUAACCUAUUUAUAUACUGCUAUAAAGUAUUUUUUGAGGAGAGAUGUGCAAAGAAGUUAUUACCUACAUGAAAUGUAUAUUUAAAGAUUUUUUUCUUCAUCCUGGGUGCCAGGAAUAUAAAAAAGAGUGGAUAUAUUUAACAAUAGCAUACUGUGAUUCAUCAAACAGCACAAACUUUCAGUUCAUGGAGUUUAUCUGUUGACGUUGAUUUAAACUAUCACUUGUUUUAUCAUGUGGGAACAUAAGUUAUGUCAAAAUGUAAGGAUUUUGAACUAAUGUUGAUUCAAGUUGUGUUGUCUUACCGUAUUGUCUUUUCAAAGUGCUGCCAGUUAAAAAGGGAAGCAUUAUGUUUACAAAUCUGUUUUGAAAUGUUUGCCAAAUUUUGGUAGUAUCUUUAAUAAAGAUGUUUGUCUCCAGCAUCCAAAAAGAAAUAAAUAACUUCGUUGUGUAUCACUAUAAACCAGAAAAAUGUUAUUUUCUAGAAAACCUGAGAGAACAUGUAGAUGAACUUUCUCUUUGGAGUUCUUCUAAAACAUUAACUGGAAAGAGUAGAUAAUGUAGUAAAAGUACACAAACUAUACCAAGACUAAAACAAGACCCUCUACACUAUACCUCUAUAACAUUAUUGCAGAAACUUAAUUUCUAUGUAGCAUGGACCUCCUAGGGAAUUCGAUUUCUUUUAGCAUCGAGAUCCCUGGUGCUCUUCCUUUUUCCUAAGAAUUGGUACAAUCAUUAGUAAAUGUUCAUUGAUUUCAAACUUUCAGUUGCAAAAAAGAUAGGAAAGGAAACUUAAUUGGGGGUAAAUUUGGUCCUCAUAUUAUUGUGGUGGAGUCUGCUGAGGGACUUGUCUGUAGAUAAUGACCUCAGUGGUGUUUAAUCAAAGAUUGUGUGCUGCUAUUGCUAUGAGUGGUGUUUCUCAAAAACAAGGUGCUUGGACCACUUACAUCACCCAAAUUAGAAUCUCUGGGUGUAGGGCCCAGGAGGUCAUCCACAUUUUCCUAAGUAUCCUCCAGGUGACUUGCAAGCUAAAGUAUGAGAACCAUUGGCUUGGAUGUAGUGCUAAACCUUAGGUCUCAAAAUCUCAGUCUUGAAAUGAAGUUCAACUGUUGCCGUUGUGUUUUGUUGUUUUGUGUGUUUGUUUGUUUUUAACCAUCUAUCAGCAGGCACACAUCACUUUUUUCCUCUACAAGAUGAGAGGCACCUUCUCAAUUGUUUCACUGCCAACUCUUAUUUCAGAACUUGUUUACAGACAAGUCUUCUAGUUGGUUAAUUGUUAGCCCUUAGAGUACUUACCCACCUACAUCAGCACGUCUUCGGGUUUACAAAUUGGGUAAUAGAAGCUGGAGAUGCUUCACAAAAAUCCAGCACUGUAUACCCAUAGACUUGACCACCAACCUAUAAAAGCCUUAAAUUAGACAUUUGUUGUGUACCAUGGGCAGAUCCUUAUAAAAUGUGUAUCUAUCAGUUAUAAAUCUCUGACUCUGCUGCUACCUGAGGCUGCAUCUCUUUUGAAGGUGGGCAUAAGUCUAUUAAAAUAUUUAUAUCAUUUUUCAUGUCCUACUGUUAGAUUUUUAGAUACUUUCGAGUAAUACCUGCAGGAAUGUGUGGUCACUUCGUUACUUUGGUCGAAGAAUCUAUUUAGUUUUUUUGAAAGACACAAUGUAAAAGAGCAUUGUCAAGAUGAGAGAGUGAGUUAUGUUUUAUCACAUUUCAUCUAAAAUAAUUUGAAGCAUUCUUGAAGAUUUUUACCAACACUCAUAAAUUGAUUCUAAAUUGAAUGAGCAGCUAAUUUAAUAUAAACCAAAAAGAACAUUAAUUAGAUGUGGUUUUGUUUUUUAUGUGGGGAUUUCAUUUUCUAUCUUGUUGGGUUUUAUUUCUCAUGGAGUAAUUUAGAGGGUUAACUUUCACCUCUAGUGGUAGAUGUUAGGACUGGCUCUCUCAAAAGUAAUUGGUGUGGUCAGUUUCUAUCAUUGCUCCAUUCAUUGAUUCAAAAAAUUCAGUAUUAAUUUGCGUUCAUCUCUGAUGGAUCUUUUAACUGUUAGAGGAGUUUUCUUUUCCCUUAAAGUAUUUCACUUUAUUAUGAAAAUAAAUGCAUACUUGCAUGUUGAAAGCAAGAUGUUGAAAUGAGGUUUAGCCACAAAUGGUCCAUUAGUUCCAACACUGCUUGGUUGCCUUACCUCUUACAUUACUUUAUUCUUUGCUUCUGGAACUUGCCUGAAACGCUUUAGCAGUUCAUUGUCUUUCUGGCAGGGUGAGUGUUGUCAUGUGUGCUUGGUAUAUGCCUUUACUACUUCUGAAGUUCUUACAGUUUAUUACUUCCCCAAGUGUUACUAAAUCCUUUUAUUACAUGUACCAGAUUGGGGGAAACUUAUAACCAGCACUUUGAGAGAAACAUUUUGGGAAAGGGUAUUUAAUGGACACUAUUAAAUGAAGGCAACAGGAGAUAUUAUUCACUUUCUAUGUAACCUAAAAAACUGAACAAGGCUGUGAGGCUCAUUUCAAAAUAUUUUGAAGUGUUAAAAACUACAUAUAUACUAUAUACGCUGUUUCUCAGUUCCAUCCAAACCAUGUUAGGACUCUGGAAGGUAAAAUGUCACAGGGACCUUUCAGUUGUUACUGAGCUCAGCAGCUAUGGUGGCCCCUGUUGUUCUACACCAAUUUCAGUUCAAUAAAAAUGUUAACAUUGCA